Molecule: messenger RNA, 958 nt
Organism: Mus caroli (Ryukyu mouse)
Lineage: Eukaryota; Metazoa; Chordata; Mammalia; Rodentia; Muridae
Gene: H1-5
Product: H1.5 linker histone, cluster member
Biological process (GO): nucleosome assembly
Cellular component (GO): nucleosome
Molecular function (GO): DNA binding; structural constituent of chromatin
Source: RefSeq, a predicted model, not a curated record
AGGAGCAUCGCAAAAUUUGCUCUUCGCGUUACAUUUCUUCUAGUUUUCUAGCAACUAGCAGCUCUUUGUUCUCGCCAUGUCUGAGACUGCUCCCGCCGAGACCGCGGCUCCGGCUCCUGUAGAGAAGUCUCCCGCCAAGAAGAAGACAGCGAAAAAAGCUGGCGGGGCGAAGCGCAAGGCCACUGGCCCCCCGGUGUCCGAGCUCAUCACUAAGGCUGUUUCUGCCUCUAAGGAGCGCGGCGGCGUGUCCCUGCCUGCCCUUAAGAAGGCACUGGCUGCUGGUGGCUACGAUGUGGAGAAGAACAACAGCCGCAUCAAGCUUGGGCUUAAGAGUCUGGUGAGCAAGGGUACCCUGGUGCAGACCAAGGGCACCGGCGCCUCCGGUUCCUUCAAGCUUAACAAGAAGGCGGCUUCUGGCGAGGCCAAGCCCAAGGCUAAGAAGACAGGGGCUGCCAAGGCAAAGAAGCCUGCAGGUGCUACCCCUAAAAAGCCUAAGAAGACUGCGGGGGCAAAGAAAACCGUGAAGAAAACUCCAAAGAAAGCGAAGAAGCCUGCGGCGGCUGGAGUGAAGAAAGUUGCCAAGAGUCCUAAGAAGGCCAAGGCUGCUGCCAAGCCUAAAAAGGCAGCAAAGAGCCCGGCCAAGCCCAAGGCGGUGAAGUCUAAGGCAUCCAAACCUAAGGUUACCAAGCCUAAGACAGCUAAGCCUAAGACUGCCAAGGCCAAGAAGGCUGUUGCCAAAAAGAAGUAGGUUUGCUUGCAACAGCAACAAAGCCCCAAAGGCUCUUUUCAGAGCCACCUAGAGAGCUCUGUGAUUGUAGCUGUACACACUUAUGCUUUCCGCGGUCUGUUUCGAUUGGGCCAGUUAACUGGAACACUUCCGGUGCUCACAGUCUACAAGGUAAGAGUUAAGAUGGCUGUUAGGUGCUAUGGUCAUCUGGUGACCUUUGGGAUAAUUGCU